AUGUCGGUUAGUAUAUCUGAAAAACAAAUUUUAUAUGAUAAUCCAUGUGCACCUAUCGUUAAAUUUUCUCAUUCAAAUAAUAUUGAUGAUGAAGAUAUGACUGAUGAUCAAAUAUCUUCUAAUAUUCUAAAUGAUACUUUAUUACAUGCCACUCUCGAACAUUCAUUCAAAGCAUUCUCACUUGAAGAUCUUGUUAAAUCAUUUGAUGAUACAAUUAAUACAUGUUUUUCCGAUCAACAAAUAAUUAAAUCAGAAGAAUAUAUUCCUACUAAACAAACAGAUCUUGUUUCUACAUCAAAUACAUGGUCAGAUUUAAUUGAAAAUCUUCAAACAUCUUUACGUCAUGAUUUAAAAUUACCAUAUAUAAGUAAAAAUUGUCAAAUAGCAAUGAAUAAAAUUCAUGAAAAACAAUUUUCUGAAGAUGAAAUUAUAUCAAUUGAUGAUUUAAAUGAAGAUGAAGAAGAAGAAUUACGUGAACAAUUAGAUAUGCAUUCAGUUAUUGUUUCAUCAAAUAAUUUUCAUCAUGAACCAUUUCUUACAGCUGAACAAGUUAUAAGUGAAAUUGAUUUUAUGUUACAAGAUAUGACACCAGAUUCAGGUUAUUGUGAUGGUGAUGUUGAUGAUGAUCAUAAUCAUUUACAUAUAUCAUGUAUUAAAACGAAUGAAUUUUAUUUAAAAAAUCAAUCAAUUUAUUCAUUAAAUGAAUUAUAUGAUGAAUUAAAUGCAUCAAUUAAAUAUUUAUCAAAUAUACUUAUACAAGAAUUAGCUAGUCGGGAUGAACUUGAAUAUGAAAAAGAAACAAAAAAUACAUUUAUUUCACUUGUACUUAGUAUUCAAAAUAAACGUCGACAAUAUCAAAAUGAUAAACGUGAAAAACGUCGUUCAAUAGUUGGGAAUAACAAUUAUAUUGAACCGGGAACGUAUUUAACAACAAUAAUACCAUUUGAUCGUGAUCAUCCAACAUAUCUCUCAGUUGAACAUUUAGAAAAUUUAAAUAAAAUCCUUCAUGCUAUUAAUGAAGAUAGUGCUCAAGUAACAGAAUUAUUAACAAAUUAUAUUCUUAAAGUUUUAUGUCCAUAUUAA
Messenger RNA from Rotaria sp. Silwood2, 1083 nucleotides. The record is from the annotation of a GenBank genome assembly. NCBI's taxonomy places the organism in Eukaryota, Metazoa, Rotifera, Eurotatoria, Philodinida, Philodinidae.